AUGGAGAGGAGAAAGGAGAAGAAGUUACGAGUUGAGAGAAAGCGGUGCAAGUCCCCCAAGAGGGAGGCCGAAAGCAGCAGCGGCGGCGGCGGCGGCAGGGGCAUCCACCGACAUCGCCCGCUCUUCCGAGGGGUCCGCAUGAGGAAAUGGGGGCGAUGGGUGUCGGAGAUCCGGGUCCCCAAGAGCCGCACCAGAAUCUGGCUCGGAUCCUACUCCACCCCCGAGAAGGCGGCUCGAGCCUACGACGCCGCCGUCUACUGCCUCCGCGGAGACCAGGCGCGCUUCAACUUCCCGGAGGAUCGAGGCUUCCACAUCCCCGAGGAGCAGCGCCUGGCGCUGGCCGCCCGCGAGGUGAAGGCCAUCGCCAUGAGGCACGCCUUCUCGGUGCCGCUCGACAGCACGCCCCUCUCAUCCACCAAUGUCGCACCUUCUUCCCAAGAAUCGUCGUCGUCGGCGUCCACCGGUGCUGCGGUUGGUGCAUGCAACGCGAAUGUGCUUACGGCGACGGACGGCGAUUCUUGGUGGGCUUCCCAGGACCCUGAUGGAUUCCUCUUCGUCGAUGCAGCUGCGAUAGAAGAGGUAAUGAGGAUGUUGGAUUUGCUCUAAAACUCCGGCGCCCAUACUUUCUAGGUGCAACUGCGAACACACCCAUGCCCGCGUGGAACGUCGGAGAGAAUCGAUCAUUGCUCUUUUUAUUUAUUUAUUGU
Messenger RNA from Phoenix dactylifera (date palm), 707 nucleotides. RefSeq lists its product as uncharacterized. Gene Ontology annotation, molecular function: DNA-binding transcription factor activity; DNA binding. Gene Ontology annotation, biological process: regulation of DNA-templated transcription. The record is from RefSeq and is a predicted model, not a curated record. Lineage: Eukaryota; Viridiplantae; Streptophyta; Magnoliopsida; Arecales; Arecaceae.